AUGUCUUCUGCCACCUCCCCCAUAACUCCAAAGUCCGAGUUUGCAGACAAUGAGUCUGGCUACUCGAGUGGAAGCGGUUCUGAGGAACUGCCAGAGGUUUACUUCACUGCUCCACACCUCAGGCAUAUCAAUGCCAUGCUGGCUAAGCUUGAGCCAUUAGAUGUCAUCCGAUGGAGCAUGAUUACUUUCCCAAGCCUCUUUCAGACCACCGCCUUCGGUCUUACUGGUCUUGUCACUAUUGAUAUGAUCUCUAAGAUCGCUCUCGAGCAAAACAUCGACCAUCCUGUUGACCUCAUCUUCCUUGACACCCUAUUCCACUUCAAGGAAACACACGAACUCGUCGAAGCUUGCCAAAGACACUAUCCAACCGCUAAAUUCCACAUCUACAAACCAGCAGGACUUGAAACCGUUGAUGAGUUCAACAAGCUUCACGGUGACAAGCUAUGGGAAACAAAUGAUAACCUCUAUGACUACCUUGCCAAAGUCGAGCCUGCUCAACGAGCUUACUCUGAGUUGAGGGUCAAGGCUGUCUUUACCGGUCGACGAAAGAGUCAAGGCGGCAAGAGAGGAUCUUUGGAUGUUGUUGAGGUCGACGAGGCUGGUUUGAUUAAAAUCAAUCCUUUGGCGAACUGGACUUUCCCUCAGGUCAAGGCUUAUAUUGAUGCCAAUGGUGUACCAUACAAUGUCUUGUUGGAUCGGGGAUACAAGAGUGUUGGUGACUGGCAUUCCACAAGUCCCGUCAAAGAAGGCGAAGACGAGAGAGCCGGAAGAUGGAAGGGACAGCAGAAGACUGAAUGUGGAAUCCACAACCCUCGGUCGAAGUACGCUCAGUUCUUGCAAGAACAGGAACAAAAGAGGCAGCAACAGGCACUUGAAGAGGCUCUGCAGAACGUUAAGCUAUCUGCUCAAUCAUAG
Messenger RNA from Orbilia oligospora ATCC 24927, 915 nucleotides. RefSeq lists its product as uncharacterized. NCBI's taxonomy places the organism in Eukaryota, Fungi, Ascomycota, Orbiliomycetes, Orbiliales, Orbiliaceae. The transcript is spliced from 3 exons. Bases 1 to 915 code for a protein of 304 amino acids. Gene Ontology annotation, molecular function: phosphoadenylyl-sulfate reductase (thioredoxin) activity. Gene Ontology annotation, cellular component: cytoplasm. The record is from RefSeq and is a predicted model, not a curated record.